AUCCGCGGGUGUCUCAGUCCACAGAUCACUGUUUCUAUUCUAUAUGUCAGAUCACCAAAUCUGAAUGCUUCAAUUGCUUCUCAAUGGAAAGGAGUUCCUCAACUCAAUUGAAGUCCACAAAAUGUCCCUAACUCAUGCAGAUUCACCAAAUGUCUUAAUCUCCGGGGAGCUAUAUAAUGUUACGUUGAACGCCACUGAGGGGUUAGAGGUCCCUCUCUAAACGACCCUUCCAAUGUCGACAGCUAGCUGGCAAACUUCUGAACACAAGUUCGUUCCUUCCCGCAAAGGCGACCGACGUGCUCCAUGUCCAGCUCUGAAUGCGAUGGCUAACCAUGGAUACCUCCCACACAAUGGAAAAAACAUUGGACUUUGGCAACUUAUCCUCGCUCUUCGUCAAGUGUACAACCUCUCCUUCCCCCUCGCUGCGUUUCUGGCGUUGGCGGGAAUGUUCCUCUGCGGCCACGCACUUCACCUUGAUCUCGACGCUCUCGCAGCACAUAACAAAAUCGAACACGAUGCCUCGCUAGUUCACGGAGACACAGAGAUGGGGCAGCACAUGGCCCCCACCUGCGUCGACUCCAGGUUGUUGCAAUCUUUUCUCGCUCAGGCUGACACAAAGACUGGGAUGAGCCUCAAAGGGUUUGCGAAGCUUCGAAUUCAACGCGAAAGGGGAUUAAAGAGACCACUCGAUAUGGUACAUGCUGCGAUAGGCAAAGGGGAAGUUGGCUUGUCCUGGUUACUGCUGAAGGAAGACAAUGGGCGAAUACCUUAUACCAGACUAUACCAAUGGUAUGGAGAAGAACGACUACCAGACGGAUGGCAUAAACCUUCUCAUGAAGUAGGGUUGCUACAAGCCCGCCAAAAAGCCAAUGAGGUCGCUGCGUUCAUGCGCCAGCUCAAAGGAUGGCAAGACCCAGUUUAG
Serpula lacrymans var. lacrymans S7.9 is the source of this 922-nucleotide messenger RNA. RefSeq lists its product as uncharacterized. Gene Ontology annotation, molecular function: peroxidase activity. NCBI's taxonomy places the organism in Eukaryota, Fungi, Basidiomycota, Agaricomycetes, Boletales, Serpulaceae. The record is from RefSeq and is a predicted model, not a curated record. The coding region runs from base 233 to 922 and encodes 229 amino acids. The transcript is spliced from 2 exons.